GCCAUCCAGUGCUGCAAGAAGAUGAAUGAUCUCCUCUGUUCCCCCAGGAGCUCGGAUGAAGCGCCCUAUAAGUGAAUGCCGUUUCAGCACCCUGUGCACGAUUGGCCGAAGUGACACUGAUCUAACAGAUCCUCCCAAAACGGUAACAUGCAGGGGCUGCUAUUGAUGCUGUUAGUUUUUGCCAUUUGCUUCACCAGAGGAAGUUCCAAGGCAUGUCCAGCAAUUCCAGUGCAACAAAAUUUCACUCUAACAGAGUUUAUGGGAACAUGGUAUGAAGUUGAAGGACUUUCUACACGUUUUAUAAAAGGUGACUGCAUCACACACACAUUCUCUCAGAGAUCUGAUAAUUGGAUACAGGUUAACACUACAGAGAAGCGGGAUGAUGGUAAAAGAAUACUUUAUACAGGAAAGUUAUCUCCAGCUCAUGUGAAUGAAACAGCUAGACUUCAGAUAUUGUUUGCAGAAGGGGUAUAUCUGGACUUUUUCCCUGUUCAAGAUGAAUUUUCAUUUAUCCCAUUCUUGGUAUUAGCCACUGACUAUAGAAGUUAUUCACUGGUGUACUCCUGCACUCAGCAUUCUUUUAAUCCCACAAUUUAUGCCUGGAUUUUUUCGAGAGGACAGCAAAUAGAAGAAAGUACCAUCAAGCAACUGAAAGAUAUGCUGAAAGAAUAUAAUAUCCGCAUUGAUCAUAUGGAGACAGUUGAUCAAGUGGAUUGCCCUUAA
Molecule: messenger RNA, 723 nt
Organism: Carcharodon carcharias (great white shark)
Lineage: Eukaryota; Metazoa; Chordata; Chondrichthyes; Lamniformes; Lamnidae
Product: apolipoprotein D-like
Exons: 7
Coding region: 148-723 (191 amino acids)
Molecular function (GO): pigment binding
Source: RefSeq, a predicted model, not a curated record